AACAAAAUGCACGUGAUUUCUUCGCACGCAAAGGAAAGAGGGAAAGAGGGAGAUCAAGAGAUGGAGAGAGAGAGAAAUAGCAAGCGAGAGAGAGAAAGAGAGAGAGAGAGAGGGAGAGAGAGAGAGAGAGAGAGAGAGAGAGAGAGAGAGAGAGAGAGAGAGAGAGAGAGAGAGAGAGAGAGAGAGAGAGAGAGAGAGAGAGAGAGAGAGAGAGAGAGAGAGAGAGUGAGAGAGAGAGAGAGAAAGAGGGAGAGAGUGAGAGAGAGAGGGGGAGAGAGAGAGAGAGAAAGAGGGAGGAGAGAGAGAGAGAGAGAGAGGGAAAGAGAUAGAGAGAGAGAGAGAGAGAGAGAGAGAGAGAGAGAGAGAGAGAGAGAGAGAGAGAGAGAGCGACAGAGAAAGAGAAGGCGGAUAGAGAGACGAGUACCCCUUGCACCUUGCAAGCACCUAACACGGCAGCGAUCAUCGACCUUUGCUUAAAAAACCGGACACGCCUUGCCA
Closterium sp. NIES-67 is the source of this 498-nucleotide messenger RNA. The record is from the annotation of a GenBank genome assembly. Lineage: Eukaryota; Viridiplantae; Streptophyta; Zygnematophyceae; Desmidiales; Closteriaceae.